GACUUCCAAAUGACGCCCUCCAUGGCAGCAAGAGGGAAGCGGGCUUCUUGGACGUGCGGAAGAUGCCUCAUUCUUGCUGAGGUGUUUGCAGUUAACAUACAGGAGCCAAAAUGAUGGGAAGCUGCCCAAGCACUCACUGAGUUCAAGAUUUGUCAGUGAGCCCCUACUGUGUGCUGGGCAUGCUGACGCAUUGUUUUCAGGAUUUAUGCACCUGUGGGUCCCACACUUCCCAGGGAGCAGACACUGAACAUGGAGAGCCUUGGGAGCUGAGGAUAUGGACACAGAGCGAGAAGCCCUGCAGUGCACAGCCUACCCUGAGGUUCAGAGCUUCUGCCAAAGGCACGGCUUGGCGUUUGAGGUGGUUGAUCUGAGGUGGGGUAUUCCGAAUACGCAGGCCACUGACUACCUGACCACGGAACUCUGCUUAGAAGAACUGGAGCGCUGUCAGAAAACAUCCAUAGGACCAGCUUUUGUGGCCCUCCUGGGUGACCAGUACGGCCCCUGCCCGGUUCCCCGGAGGAUUGAGGAAAAGGAGUGGGAGGCACUAAGAGCUCAGCUGACCUCCAGGCCUCGAGAUCUGGAGCUGGUGACCAGACAUUUCCAGAGAGACGACAACACCAUUCCUCCAACCUACGUCUUGCAGCCUUCAGGCUCACUGGUGGUCCCAGGGCCCGAGGAGGCCACCUUAACCUCUGUCCUGAGAGGUGGAGCCCAGGAGGCCUGGAGGCUAGGCCUCAUCAGUCAGGAGCAAUGGAUGUGCUAUCAUCGAUCAGUCAUUGAGUGGGAGAUUGAGUUCGGCCUACUGAACUCAGCACGAGGGGACCAGGGAGCUACCGUCUUCCUGAGAGAUGUACAGGACCUCAAUAAACACAUCUUGGAUGAUUGCUCUCUGAAGAUGGUGGAUCGGCUGGCAGAUGGCUGCCUGGAUACCAAUGCCCAGAGUCUUCUCAGUGGUCUUAAAGGGCGCAUACUAGAUGCUCAGCCUGGAGCCCUAAAGUCCCACCACCUGUCCUGGAGCCGAGACCUGGUCAACCCCAAGAACAAGGCUCACGCUCGUUACCUAAAGCAGUUGAGCGAGCAGUUCGUGGCCAGGACCAACCAUCAGGUCCUGGAGCAGCUUCGAGAGCUGGAGUUGGCCAGACAGGAGCUGGGUUGGCUCUACCAAGAGAUCCGCCACCACCUCUGGCAGAGCACAGAGUCUACCAAGGUCUUCUGCGGCCACCAGGAGCUCCUGGCCCAGCUCAGGCAGCGGCUCAGACAGGAUGAGAGCCGGACACAUACUCCCUUGGUUCUCUUUGGACCACCAGGCAUUGGGAAGACCUCUCUCAUGUGCAAGCUAGCCCAACAGGUACCAGAGCUGCUUGGCCACAAGACAGUGGUUGUCCUGAGGCUGCUAGGGACAUCAAAGCUGAGCCUGGAUGCCCGCAGCCUCCUCAGGAGCCUGUCCUUCCAAGUGUGCUUGGCAUAUGGGCUGCCACUGCCCCCAGCCCAGGUCCUGGAGGCCCACAGCAGGGUGGGCCAUUUCUUCCAUACUCUCCUCCACACUGUGUCACAGAGGAACUUUGAGUCCCUGGUGUUGCUCCUGGACUCCGUGGAUGACCUGGACUCCAUAUGCCAUUCUCAGAGGGUCUCUUGGCUGCCCCUCAAGUGUCCUCCAAGGGUGCACCUCAUCCUCUCUACAUGCUCAGGCCAGCAGGUUUUACAUAACCUGCAACAGACCCUCAAGGACCCCAGCACCUACUGGGAGGUGAAGGCCCUGUCUGGGAGUCAAGGCCAGGAGUUCAUACAGCUGCUGCUGGCUGCAGAGAGGAGGAUGCUGAGCCCGGGUCAGAGAGAUGUCCUCUGGGCCAGCCUCCCAGAGUGUGGCCACCCAGGGAGGCUAAGGCUGGCCUUUGAGGAGGCCCGGAAGUGGGCCUCCUUCACUGUGCCAAUGCCCUUGGCCACUACAGCAGAGGAAGCCACACACCAGCUCUGUAUACGCCUGGAGGAGACACAUGGGGCACUGCUGGUGGCUCAUGUACUGGGCUAUAUUGUGUCUUCCAGGUACGGUCUCUCAGAAGCAGAGCUGAAGGAUGUGUUGUCUUUGGACGAUGAAGUCUUGCAGGCUGUGUACCGGGACUGGACACCACCCAGCAAAGAGCUGUUGCGCUUCCCGCCCCUGCUGUGGGUGCGGCUCCGCCGGGACCUGGGACACUGCCUGGUCAGGAGGCCCGUGGAUGGCUGCAUGCUACUGGCCAUUGCACACAGACAGCUGUCCCAGGUAAUCCAAGUUCGAUAUCUGUCUGGGCCUGAGAGAGCCAAGAGGCAUGGCGUGCUAGCUGAAUUCUUCUCUGGAGCCUGGAGCCAGGGGAUCAAGAAACUUAUCACCCUGCCACUUGUAGGGAAGCCCCUGAACCUGGACCGCAAGGUGGCCCCACAGCCACUGUGGUUCUCAGGCACAGUGGCCAACCUGAGGAAGCUGACGGAAUUGCCCUUCCAUCUGCUGCAUGCAGGCCGCUUGGAGGAGUUGAAGCAGGAGGUUCUGGGGAACAUGAGUUGGAUCUCCUGUCGGGGCAUCUCUGGAGGCAUUGAGGCCCUGCUGGAUGAUUUUGACAUGUGUGCCCCUCACAUGGACUCUCCUGAGGUUGAUCUGGUUAGAGAAGCCAUCCAGCUGUGUGGCCCUGCUGUGGAGCUCCGGGGCCUGGAGAAGAGCGUCCUAUACACCGAGCUCCUGGCCAGACUCCUUUUCUUUGCUGCAUCACAUCCAGCAAUGAUCGGACAGCUGUGCCAACAAGCCCAGAGCUGGUUCCGUGCCUGCCCCUACCCAAUGCUGGUGCCCCUGGCAGGAUUCCUGCAGCCACCUGGUGGACCUCUUCGAGCCACUCUUACUGGGUGUCACAAAGGCAUCACCGCCAUAGCAUGGAGCCUGGAGGAGAAACUCCUGGUGGUGGGCACCCAGGAUGGUGCCAUGGUCGUGUGGGACGUGGAGGAACAACAGGUGGUACACGUUCUAAUGGGACACACAGCUGAAGUGAAGUGUGUGCGAGUGUUUGCCCAAGGGACUCUUGCCAUCUCUGCAUCAAAGGACCAUACCCUGCGUCUGUGGAGUCUGCUCUCUGGCCAGGAGAAAGUCACCAUUUUGGAUGGAGGGUCACAAAAUCCCACAGAGCCCCAGAGUUGGGACCUUCAUGUGGAUGAGAGAAACAAUGUUGUAUACUCGACAUCUGGUGCAAGGAUCAACAUGUGGAAUCUGGAAACUUCGAAGCUGGUCUUCUGUAUCACAGGAGAUGUGUCUGAUCCCUGGGUCUGUGUGGCUUUGUUGGCUGCCCAGGGUUUGCUGCUUGCCCUGUCCAAGGGCGGCCAGGUCAGUCUGUGGAGCUCAGCCACGGGAAAACUGCAGGAGAAACACCAGUUGUCCAGCAUCAAAGAAGAGACACCCACCUGUGCCGUCUCCAUCCAGACCCGGGCAAGGCUGGUCACUGGCUUCAGCAGUGGCUCCAUUGCCCUGGUCUCCGCUGGAGAAGACAGGCUGCUGGAGAAGCUCCCAGACGCUGUGGGGUUCCUGGUGGUUUCUGAAGACGAUUCCCUUCUUGUGGCAGGCUUUGGAAGAUUUGUGCGGAUUUUCUUGGCUGACUCGCAAGGCUUCCACCGGUUCAUGGCUUCGGAUCUGGAACACGAGGACAUGGUGGAGACAGCAGUCUUGGGUCCUGAGAACAAUCUGAUCAUCACAGGGUCCCGGGAUGCACUUAUCCAGGUGUGGAGUUUGUCAGAACAGGGGACCCUGCUGAAUGUCCUUGAGGGCAUGGGCGCCCCUGUGAGUCUGCUGGUCCGGGGUGGGACUCUGGUGGUGUCUGCAUCCCAGAAGUCUUCAUCUUUCAAGGUCUGGGAUCUCAAGUCCACUAAGAAGCUGCAGUCUCCGACUCCAUUUCUGGACCGCACCGGCCUCGCUGCAGUGUCCCACCAUGGCAGCUAUGUCUACUUCCCUAAGGUUGGGGACAAAAACAAAGUCACAAUUUGGGACUUGGCAGAAGGUGAGGAGCAAGAUUGCCUGGACACAUCCAAUGAGGUCCGCUGUCUGGAGGUGGCUGAGCAGGCCAAGCUCCUCUUCACAGGCCUGGUUUCUGGGAUCGUGCUUGUGUUCCCCCUGAAUUCCAGGCAAGAUGUGCUGUGCAUCCCCCCACCUGAGGCACGCAAAGCUGUCAACUGCAUGUCCCUGAGCAAGAGUGAGAAUCGUCUGGCCAUUGCCUAUGACAACAUUGUCCUGGUGCUUGACAUCAGCCCUGGGGACCCAUGUCCUGCCAUUGAAGGCCCCACCUACACCUUUUACACCCAGCUGCCUGAGACCAUAGUGAGUGUGGCUGUCCUGGCUGACUAUCGUGUGGUCUACGGCAUGAGCGAUGGCAGCCUCUUCCUGUACGACUGUGCAUGCUCUAAAGUGUUCCCUCUGGAGGCUCAUGGGAGCAGGGUGAGCUGUGUAGAGGUCAGCCACGGUGAGCAGCUAGCAGUGAGCGGGGCUGAAGAUGCACUGCUGUGCCUCUGGGACCUGCAGGCUUGCAGGGGGAUGUUCGAGAUGAGCUAUGAGAACUCCUGCUGCAGAGGGGUACGGUGUGCCUGCUUCUCCAGGGAUGACAAGCAUGUAUUUGCAGGCAUGGAGGACCGCUCUGUCACUGCCUGGAGCACGGUGGAUGGCACUCUUUUGGCUGUCCAGUUUGUUCAUGCUGUGAUCAACCGAAUCAUCCCUACCUCCAACGGCUUCAUGGCCCCCACAAGCCACGGCUAUCUCAUCCGUGACCGCUUCCAGUGCCCAUCAGUCAGAGUCUCCCAGCAAGACCCUCUCAAGAACUUCAAGAAGGCAGUGUGGCUGGUAAAGACCAGGCAGAGGGAAGAACUGGCUGCAGCAGAGGCCUCCCAGGAUGCAGAACCAGUGGCCGUAGAGGGAAAGGAAUCAAAGUCAAAUAAACGCUCACAGGUCUGCCUCAUACUCUGAAAGCCUACCAAGGCAGGGGCUUCAGUGACUUAGCCAUGGCUCUCCUGGUUGAAGCCAACUGACUCUCUCUGCUGGUGCCAUGUGGACAACCCCCCUUCCCCUCAACCAUCUUCCAUUUUUCCUCAUAGCUUUUUCCAUGGGCUCUGAAGGCCUACUUCCUUCAGGUGAGCAGCAGCCUGUACCUCCCACCUUACUCUAAGAACUUGGAUCAAAGCCUUGGCUCUGCCUCUUAGUUGUACUGAUGCAACUCUUAUCCCUGAGCCAGUUACUAGCUCGGAGAGGAUCUGAAAUCAUUGUAGGGACCAAGAGUGACCUUGUCAAAGUGUUAUGUGGUGGAGAGUGAAAGACUGUUGGGAUGUGAUGGGUGCUGUCCUGUCUUCAUAGCAGUGAGCCUCCAGUAAUAGCCCAUAAUCCAUACUGCAAAGCCACACACAGCAUAGUUAAACACACAGCAUAGUUAGCCUGUCUGCAGCUCCUGCUGUGAGACUCAAAAUGGUGUGUAAAAAAAAAUCCUCCUAGGAUCAGGUGGUGGCAUAGCUUUCAAUCCUAGCACUCAGGAGGCAGAGGCAGGAGGAUUCCUGUGAGUUUGAGGCCAGCCUUAGGUUACAUAGUAAGUUUCAGGACAGCCAGAGCUAUGUAGAGAGAAAAGACUGGUGCUGGCUCAGGGCUUAAAUCACCUUGCAUCCCAGAAUACAAGAACAUUGUACACACUGUCACCAACCUGCAAGCCUAGCCCCAGGAAACAGGCUAUUUUUGUUUCUUCCACUGCUGUGACUGAAAAACUCGACCAAAAGCAACUUAGAGGAGGAAAUGGUUCAUCUGGCUUUCACCCCCAGGUCACACACCCAGUUCUUCACUUAGGGAAGUCAGGGAAGAAACUCAAGCAGGAACUGAAGGCAAGUCUGCUGGCUAUUGCACACAGCAUGACCUCUGACUAGGGGACUCACUCAGCAUGGACAUACAGCAGUGUCUCAUCACUAUCAAUUAGUGAUGGUCAAGAGACACCAUGACCAUGGCAAAGCAGUUAAUGGGGUUGGGAGGACUGUUUAUAGUUUCAAAGGCUUAGUCCACUGUCAUCACGACAGGGAGCCUGGUGGCACACAUGGCAGGCAUGGUGCUGCAGGAAUAGCUGAAAGAUACAUCAUGAGAAUCCUUUUAAACAGUUCCCUCUCCGGUGACCAGACACUCAAAUAUAUAUGCCUCUGGGAGCCAUUCUCACUCACGACACAAGCCUGAACCACAGAGGAUGUAGUUUCUGCCUUUCUCCUGACUAGCUAAGCUUUUUCAUAAGCCCCAGAACCACUUGCCCAGGGAGUGGUGCCACUCACGGUGGGCUCCCUCCUCCAUCAGCUAGCAGUCAAGACAAUGCCCCAUGGACAGGCCCACAGACCAGUCUGACCUGGGCAACUUUUCAAUUAAGACUCGCUUCUCAGGUGACUCUAGGCUAUGUGAAGUUGACAGUUAAAGCUAAUAAGGUCACAGAGGAUCCUGAGCAUUCUGGCUAGCUAGCUAGACACAUCUGUGAGCUCUGGGUUUGAUUAAGAGACCCUGCCACAAUGAAUAAGGUAGAAGAGAAGUCAAUGAUUAUUCCUGACUCAACCUCAUGUCUUCAAAUACAAAUCACAUGUACCCACAUGGGUGUUCAGGCACACAUGAACACUCAUGAUGCCUACACCAGCCUCCAUGUGUAGCCAAAAGUGCUGGCAUAGUCUUAUCCUCCUGCCUCCAUUUCCUGCUUGGACAACUAUAACCACUGUGCCCAGCUAAGAUGCUUGGCUCACUCAGUUCCCUGACACAUCAGGACAUGCUAGCAUCUACCUGCUUUGCUGCCAGACCCUUUGCCUUGAAAUGGCUUUCUCCACAGUGCUCACAGCCAUCUAGUGAGCCUGUCUUGUGCCUGGAGCCUUGCUACAGUCAGACCUUAGAGGUGAGAGGCCCCCUUCACUCCAUGGGACACUAGACAGACUCAGCGAAAGCAGCAGUAGAAACAGCUUGUUUUUCUGUGUUGGAUACAGAACCAGGACUUGAAGGCAAGUGCUAUAUCUUAAGCCAUACCCCGAGCCCUCACUGGGGGAAUCCAGGAAGGGGCUUUACUGCUCAGUCAGUUACAUUCCAGCUUCAAAAUGAGGCCUUUGAAGAUACCUUGCUCAGUUAUUUCCCAAAUAAGGAUUCCAAUGCAUGCUUUAGCAAUUCUGAAAAUGUUAG
Messenger RNA from Mus caroli (Ryukyu mouse), 7171 nucleotides. The record is from RefSeq and is a predicted model, not a curated record. NCBI's taxonomy places the organism in Eukaryota, Metazoa, Chordata, Mammalia, Rodentia, Muridae.